CACCACCAAUUCCGGCCCCACUAAAGAUUGAGCCCGAGACCGCCAGCUAUUCUAGACGGGAGGCGGGCAGUGCUGAGGCGGGUGUACAGCAACUCAUGAGACGGGGAGCUCCUGGGAAAUAGGCGCUUUUUGAUUGUACCACCAGAAUUGACAACGCAACACCAUCUUUCGCCUUUACUACAACAAACGAAGACCAAGUCCGUCACACCGAAAGUCAUACUUCGCGAAGCUUCAAGCCUGGCCACCAACCCCUAAGGCCCCCUCCGCGGGCAUCGCCAGACAGCAAUGGCGUCCCUCAAGCAGUUUAUCCGCAAUGUGCGCGCCGCCAAGACGAUUGCAGACGAGCGAGCAGUCAUUCAAAAGGAGAGCGCCGCAAUCAGGGCCAGCUUUCGCGAAGAGAGCCACGACCACAGCGUCAGACGGAACAAUGUUUCCAAGCUCCUAUAUCUCUUCACCCUGGGUGAGAGGACACAUUUCGGUCAGAUAGAAUGUCUGAAGCUGCUGGCCUCUCCUCGAUUCGCAGACAAACGCCUAGGACACCUCGCCACGAGCCUGCUGCUGGACGAGAACCAAGAAGUUCUCACACUGGUCACAAACUCCCUCAAAAAUGACCUUGUACAUUCCAAUCAGUACAUCGUGGGCCUCGCGUUAUGCACUCUCGGCAACAUUGCAUCGGUCGAGAUGUCACGAGACUUAUUCCCCGAGAUUGAGAACCUCAUUGCGACCGCGAACCCCUAUAUUCGAAGGAAAGCUGCCCUUUGCGGCAUGCGGAUAUGUCGCAAGGUCCCCGACCUGCAGGAGCACUUUAUCGAAAAGGCCACUCAGCUCUUGUCUGACCGUAACCACGGUGUCUUGCUGUGCGGCCUGACUCUUGUAACCAGCCUCUGCGAGGCAGAUGAGGAGUCGGAGGAGGAAACUGGUGCCGAAGACAUCAUUGAAAAGUUCAGACAGUUCGUGCCAGUCCUGGUGAGGACACUGAAAGGUUUGGCUUCAUCAGGCUAUGCGCCGGAACAUGAUGUUACCGGCAUCACGGAUCCUUUCCUUCAGGUCAAGAUCCUACGGCUCCUGAGGGUUCUUGCCAGAGGCGAUGCUCAGGUCAGCGAGCAAAUCAACGAUAUCUUGGCGCAAGUCGCAACAAAUACCGAUUCCUCAAAGAACGUUGGUAACUCGAUUUUGUACGAAGCCGUGCGGACCAUUCUCGAUAUUGAGGCCGAUUCUGGGCUGAGGGUUCUCGGCGUCAACAUCUUGGGCAAGUUCCUCACCAACAGGGACAACAACAUCCGAUAUGUAGCCUUGAACACCCUUGUCAAGGUGGUCGCCAUAGAGCCCAACGCGGUUCAAAGACACCGUAACACGAUCCUCGAGUGUUUGCGUGAUCCCGAUAUCAGCAUCAGGAGGCGUGCUCUCGAGCUGAGUUUCACAUUAAUAAACGAGAGCAACGUCCGCGUCUUGAUCAGGGAGCUGCUGGCCUUCCUUGAGGUGGCUGAUAAUGAGUUUAAACCUACCAUGACGAGCCAGAUCGGCAUUGCUGCCGACAAGUUCGCCCCCAACAAGAGGUGGCACGUCGAUACUAUGCUGAGAGUGUUGACUCUUGCCGGCAACUACGUCAAGGAGCAAAUCCUGUCUUCGUUCGUGAGACUGAUUGCUACGACCCCUGAGCUCCAGACUUAUGCUGUGCAGAAGCUGUACAGCAGCCUUAAAAAAGAUAUCACCCAGGAGAGCUUGACGCAAGCCGCUGCCUGGUGCAUCGGCGAGUACGGCGAGGCCUUGUUAAAGGGCGGUCAAUAUGAGGAAGAGGAGCUUGUGACCGAGGUCAAGUCUCACGAAAUCAUCGACCUUUUCUCCACAAUUCUCGAAAGCAACUAUGCUACCCAGGUGUCCACUGAGUACAUAGUGACGGCUCUCGUCAAGCUCACCACCAGAUUGACAGACAUGUCACAAAACGAUAGGAUACGAAAGCUCCUCCAGGCUCACCAAACCAGUCUGGACGUUGAAGUGCAACAGCGCGCGGUUGAAUACGACAACCUACUCGCCUAUGAAUCCAUACGCAAUGGCGUGCUGGAGAAGAUGCCGCCGCCGCAGAUCAAAGAGUCAUCUAGAGUCCUCGGCGAGGCCACCAAGAAACCAACCAAAGCCGGCGCUCGGAAACCCAAAAUGGCUGCCAAGCCAAAGGAGGAAGAUCUUCUGUUUGAUCUCAUGGGAGACAGCAGCGCCCCGGUCGCUUCACCAACAACUAGCGGUCAAAACAACGCCGACCUUCUUGCUGAUAUCCUCGGGGGCACCGCAUCUCCGCCCCCAGCCUCAGCAUCGUCCGGCCCUCCAAAGUCAAACAUGGACUCCAUCAUGGACCUCUUUGGCUCGGCACCAGCAUCAGGGUCGCCCGCACCGGCCCCCACCGCCACCGCCGCUUCGUCCGCCAGCAUGGACCUGUUUGGCUCAGCAGGGACACCGCCGCCCCAGCCGCAGCAACAGGCGGCUCCUCCUGUCGCGCCCACUGGACACCCCUGCUACGAUUCAAACGGCUUGAAUGUCACGAUACAAACGCAGCGUAACGCAGAAGGGGCUAUUCAGGCAAUUGCCAGGUUCCGUAACACAGGAGGUGCACCUCUUUCAGAGGUCGGUCUGCAGGCUGCCGUUCCCAAGUCGCAGAAGCUACAGUUGCUCAACAUCUCAACGACGGACAUUGCACCCGGUGCCGAAGCCACUCAGAUGAUGAGGGUCAUGGGCUGCAAAGGGCCCUUGCGCUUGCGCCUGAGGAUAGGAUACAACUCGUCCUUGGCAGGUCAGGUCAUGGAUCAAGUCAACUGGGCGGAGCCGGCGUGAUGUGGUGGCAAUUUUCAAGGUUUGAAGCCGGUAGUAAUUUUGCCCGGGACGAAAAUUAUAGACAAGGCUUGGUGGGAACGUCUUGAGGCUGCAGUCUGUGUCUGCUAAUCUCCCGAGUAGCGGAUGCCCCGGGGCUGUAACUGAACGAUGCCCGAUGUCGAAUGGGCAGAUGUCGCCUACAUGACAUCUAUUCAUCUGCUUAGGCAAGAGUAAAAUAUUGAGGUUCUCGGGGGUUUGCUCAGGCACACGAAGUCGAAUCAGGAAAAUCAAUUGAUACAUACCCUUUUUGAAGCAAUGAUAUAUGAGAGACUUCCACCAAUGAGCCAAGUAUACACAUACAACAUUUCUCUAUACCCGCAUGCCUGC
Messenger RNA from Pyricularia oryzae 70-15, 3189 nucleotides. RefSeq names its product AP-1 complex subunit gamma-1. Gene Ontology annotation, molecular function: clathrin-cargo adaptor activity. Gene Ontology annotation, biological process: Golgi to vacuole transport; intracellular protein transport; receptor-mediated endocytosis. The transcript has 5 exons. The record is from RefSeq and is a predicted model, not a curated record. Bases 286 to 2823 code for a protein of 845 amino acids. NCBI's taxonomy places the organism in Eukaryota, Fungi, Ascomycota, Sordariomycetes, Magnaporthales, Pyriculariaceae. Gene Ontology annotation, cellular component: AP-1 adaptor complex; Golgi apparatus; membrane coat.